CGGGCUGGCACGAGCCCGCGGCGGGGCCUGGGCGGGGAAAUCGGGGACGCGCGGCCGCCGCGAGCUUCGGGCUCCGGCUCCUGCUCCGGCUCAGGUUCGGGGCUCGGUGCGCGCGGCCGGCCAGUCUUGGCUGGCGGGCGACCGCAGAGUAGGGACCGGCGGGCUCUGCGGGGCAAAGGGUUGUUUUUUGGGGAGUAGUGCUUAUUAGCCGCCACUGCCCUGGUUUAAAGCCCUGCUUUUUGGUUUUUCUGCACAGAUUGCAGCUUUUUAACUGUGAUUUCGGGAUGUCAAGGCGUUUUAGUGCUGGGUGUCAGAGGUGAUCCUUGCGGAGGUCGUGGGGAGCUCCUGCAGCACCUGCUGGGCGACGGUAGCUGAGGCUGUGUCUAGGGGGUGGGACGGGGAAACGAAACGUGACUGAGAUCCUGUUUGGAUAUUCUGCUGAAGUUGUCACGUUUCUGUUCUGUACAGCAGUACACACAGCAAGUUGAUAAACCCGGUUGCAGGAUUUCGUGAUGCUGACAAAUAGACCGGGGUGACCUGGUUUGGCUAAGAAUGUUUGGGAUAGCCCAAGCAACUGUCUCUAAUGUAUCCCCUUGGCAGGCUCAUCUUUUUCUUUGUUACAAAUAUUCUAGUAUGGGAAUAAUGCUGGGGUAGCAUAGGCCUAAAGCCAGAAAGAAGUGUUUUAGUGUAAAGGUCUAAGUAGGCAAGUAAGUAGGGUGGAAGAAUCACCCUUUGGGUGAAAACAAGGAGCCCACACGGAUUCUUAGUUUUUUGUAAUGCCGUAGGUAGAAAGAUAGCCACAAGAUGUUACCAUAGUAAGUUUUGUGUUUUGAAUCUUCUUAAAGCAUAUUUUAGCUGAAUCAAUAGCAUGAAAAGCAGUCUUAUGGUCGCUCCUAUGACUCCAUCGUAUUCUGGAUUUUAAUAGUUGGGGGUCUAUUUUCAAUGGAACACGGGAGGGGGGUCUAUUUUAAACGGAACAUGUGUGUCUUCUGCUUUAUCUUGGAGACAACCUGAGUCAUGCUUUCUAGAAGUUCCAAGAACUCACGUGUCUGUCUGUCUCUGUGAACGCUGGACAUCAUUUUACCUUUAGUUAUUCUUACCGCAACUGCUGUGGUUACUCCAGGGAAAGGAGGGCCGGGACAGAUUGGGACCACAGACUGGUCCUCACCUCCAUGUUUGCCCACCGUGUCUGACUUAGCUACCUAAAAUUUGGUGAUGCUGCCGGUAGUAAAGAGCGAUAUACUCAGGUUCUCGUAGUCCUUCUUUGCUGGCCUGCUGCACGUGACUCCAGAGCUCCACUCCUCACUGCCCUGUCUGCCAGUUUUACCUCUAUUGUGUUUAAAUGGUGUGGUUACUUUCGGGAAGGUCAUAAUACCCCAUUUUAGUGGAAACUGAGGGGAAGUAGAAUUUUAUGGUUUUUGAUUCUGACAGCACUUUAGCUGGAGAAUAUAUAUUCUUCUGGUUUGAUACUCUCAGAAGAUUCAUAAUUUCUUUAAGACUUUCUCUUUUUUUGCCUACAUCUCCUUUCCUCUGGCCCACAAGGUUGAGAGCGAGGUUUAGUUAGCGGUAAUUUAGCUUUAUAAUCCCAUUAUCCUUGUGAGCUCAAUACUUGUGCUGGCCUGUAUGUGGAUGUUAACUCAGUAGACGCCAGGAGUUGCCACUGAACCAAUUACUAUAAAAAGUAUUUCACUUUCAAACUCCCACGUUUCCAAGAACUGAGAAACUCAGUGCAAAGGCAACUUGGAAGAGCUCCCUGGCUGCUUGGCUCAGAGGACGCAGUGCUGGAGCAGAUGGAUAAUGGAGACUGGGGCUAUAUGAUGACUGACCCAGUCACGUUAAAUGUAGGUGGACACUUGUACACGACGUCUCUUACCACGUUGACCCGCUAUCCAGAUUCAAUGCUUGGAGCUAUGUUUGGGGGUGACUUCCCCACAGCCCGAGACCCUCAAGGCAAUUACUUCAUUGAUCGAGAUGGACCGCUCUUCCGCUAUGUCCUCAACUUCCUGCGGACUUCAGAAUUGACACUUCCCCUGGACUUUAAGGAGUUUGAUCUGCUUCGGAAAGAGGCUGAUUUCUAUCAGAUUGAACCCUUGAUUCAGUGUCUCAAUGACCCCAAGCCUUUGUAUCCUAUGGAUACUUUUGAAGAAGUCGUAGAGCUGUCUAGUACACGAAAGCUUUCUAAGUAUUCCAAUCCUGUGGCCGUCAUCAUAACCCAAUUAACCAUCACCACAAAGGUCCAUUCCUUACUAGAAGGCAUUUCAAACUAUUUCACCAAGUGGAAUAAGCACAUGAUGGACACUAGAGACUGCCAGGUCUCCUUCACCUUUGGACCGUGUGAUUACCACCAGGAAGUCUCUCUUCGGGUCCACCUGAUGGAAUACAUUACGAAGCAAGGUUUCACGAUCCGCAAUACUCGGGUGCAUCACAUGAGUGAGCGGGCCAAUGAGAACACAGUAGAGCACAACUGGACUUUCUGUAGACUGGCACGCAAGACGGACGACUGACUGAUGGCUAGCCCUCAGAGAACUUCCUGCAAGCUCAUGUUUUGGGACAUGGAAGAGACUGUUG
This is a messenger RNA of Mastomys coucha (southern multimammate mouse), 2568 nucleotides long. It is a transcript of the gene Kctd6, whose product is annotated as potassium channel tetramerization domain containing 6. The transcript has 3 exons. Gene Ontology annotation, biological process: ubiquitin-dependent protein catabolic process; protein homooligomerization. The record is from RefSeq and is a predicted model, not a curated record. Bases 1791 to 2504 code for a protein of 237 amino acids. Gene Ontology annotation, molecular function: cullin family protein binding. Lineage: Eukaryota; Metazoa; Chordata; Mammalia; Rodentia; Muridae.